Messenger RNA from Macrosiphum euphorbiae (potato aphid), 399 nucleotides. The record is from the annotation of a GenBank genome assembly. NCBI's taxonomy places the organism in Eukaryota, Metazoa, Arthropoda, Insecta, Hemiptera, Aphididae.
AUGAGUAGGGAAACAAGUGAUAUUUGGCAUAAUUUUAAGACAGUUAGUAGUGAAACAGCUAAAUGUUAUUACUGUUCGGUUUCUUAUUCUUUUAGAGGUGGUUCAACCGCGAAUCUCAGUAGGCAUUUGAAAAGAAAACAUAUUAUUCAAUAUGAGGUUAGGAAAAAUGUUCACACUGAAAUAACUCACGAUUUAGAUCUGGAGGAUAAUAUUGAUGAGCCUAAUCCAAUUUCCGUCCAGCAAAAUACUGAAACACAAAAUCAACCGUCGACAUCUUCAUCUCUGACAUCUAAAAUAACAAAUACUCCUCUUAAAACUUCUCAAUCUCAAACACUGAUCGACUCAUUUAUACCAAGACCACUACCUAUGAAUAAAUCGCAAAAAAUUGACGAGCAGUGA